Messenger RNA from Castor canadensis (American beaver), 1530 nucleotides. It is a transcript of the gene Ttc14, whose product is annotated as tetratricopeptide repeat domain 14. Gene Ontology annotation, molecular function: protein binding; nucleic acid binding. NCBI's taxonomy places the organism in Eukaryota, Metazoa, Chordata, Mammalia, Rodentia, Castoridae. The record is from RefSeq and is a predicted model, not a curated record.
GCCGUAUGGGCCCGGCCCCGCUCGGGCACAGCAGCCCUCCGGGCCCCUCAGUCUUUAGUCAUGGACCGAGACCUUCUGCGGCAGUCGCUGAAUUGCCACGGGCCGUCCCUGUUGUCCCUUCUCCGGAGCGAACAGCAGGACAACCCGCACUUCCGGAGCCUCUUGGGCUCGGCGUCCGAGCCCGCCCGUGGUCCCACGCCGCCGCAGCAGCAUUUACAGGGCAGAAAAGAGAAGAAAGUCGACAACAUCGAAAUACAGAAAUUUAUCUCCAAAAAAGCGGAUCUGCUUUUUACCCUUGCCUGGAAGUCUGAUGCACCUGCGACUUCUGAAGUUAAUGAAGACAAUGAAGAUCAUUAUGCAGUCAUGCCACCUUUAGAGCAGUUCAUGGAGAUACCCAGUAUGGACCGGAGAGAGCUGUUUUUCCGAGAUAUUGAGCGUGGUGAUAUAGUGAUUGGAAGAAUUAGUUCCAUUCGGGAAUUCGGUUUUUUCAUGGUGCUAAUCUGUUUAGGAAGUGGCAUCAUGAGAGACAUAUCUCACUUAGAAAUCACAGCUCUUUGUCCAUUAAGAGAUGUGCCUUCUCACAGUAACCAUGGGGAUCCUUUAUCAUAUUACCAAACUGGUGACAUCAUUCGAGCUGGAAUCAAGGAUAUUGACAGAUACCAUGAAAAGCUGGCGGUUUCUCUGUAUAGUUCAUCUCUUCCACCACACCUAUCUAACAUUAAGUUAGGUGUAAUUACUUCUGAAGAGCUUCCUUUGUACUACAGGAGGAGUGUUGAAUUGAAUAGCAAUUCUUUGGACUCUUACGAAAAUAUCAUGCAAAAUUCCCUGGGAUUUGUUAAUCCAGGAGUAGUUGAGUUCCUCCUGGAAAAACUAGGAAUAGAUGAAUCUAAUCCACCAUCUUUAAUGAGAGGCCUACAAAGCAAAAAUUUCUCUGAGGAUGAUUUUGCUUCUGCAUUAAGAAAAAAACAGUCUGCAUCUUGGGCUUUAAAAUGUGUGAAGAUUGGAGUUGAUUAUUUUAAGAUUGGACGCCAUGUGGAUGCCAUGAAUGAGUACAAUAAAGCUCUCGAAAUAGACAAACAGAAUGUGGAAGCCUUGGUAGCUCGUGGAGCAUUAUACGCAACAAAAGGAAGUUUGAACAAAGCAAUAGAAGAUUUUGAGCUUGCAUUAGAAAACUGUCCAACUCACAGGAAUGCAAGAAAAUACCUGUGCCAGACACUUGUAGAAAGAGGAGGGCAGUAAGUAUCCUAUUUGGUCUUAUAGAAAUCUAGUAUUCAACCAACUACUAUAAAAUCUUGAACUUUAGCUCACUCAGUUCAGAACAGUCUACUUCAAUUUUGGGUGACUUGUUUUUAAGAGGCAGCAGAAAGGUAUAUUUGUAAAGAACUUGAUGCUCCAUCAUUUCUUGUAACAUAAACAUGUAAGUGCUAUACUGUGUACAUGAUAUUGAAAGCUUACAUUAAGCAACCAUAGAUGGGUCAGGUAAGAAGGACUGAUCAGGUAAGAAGCCUCAGUUUGGUAGAUAUCUUAAAG